AUGGCGUUGAUUCAACGUUAUACAACUGAAUUAUCCACUCAUGCUGGAACAAAUCGACAAAUUCCUGAUGAUAUACAAUCUGUAGGUCAAGUUCUUCAGGACUUCACAGCUAUAAAACGGCAAGACGAGAAUGAUAAACAUUAUCUUCAUGCGUUAAAUGAUCGUCUUGAAGAAUUGCUUCAUAGUUUAAAUGGUCUUGAAACAGCAAAUAAUAAAUUACGUGAUGAUCUUAAUUCGCUAAUAGCAAAUUGGGGUAUCCAUGAAGAGACUCGUGCUAAAUUUUUACACGAACUUGAUGGAAUAAUACAACGUCUAGGUGAACAAAAUCGUCAUAAACUAACUUUUAAUGCUCAAGCAAACAUUUCUAAUGAACAAACUCAAUUAACAGAUCGUGUCACAAAUGUUUUCAUUGGUGUAGUUAAUGCUCAUCGGGAUAAAUCUCAACUAGUUUUUGAAUUAACAAACGAAUUAGAAGAAGAACUACGUAAAAUUCGUUUACGUUUUGAUAUAAGUAAUGGUCAAGUUAAAUCGCAUGAUGAUGAUUAUCAAAACGAAAUAGUAAAAUUUCGUUCAUAUCUAUCGGAAUGGGCACAACUUGCAUUAGAUAAACAACUUCUAUUAAAUGAAAUUCAAUCACUUAAAGAACGUUAUAAUCUACGUUUAGCUUAUAAUCAAGAAGAAAUAAAUGAAUGGCUUCGUUUACUCAAUCGUAUAUCACAAGAAUCAAAAAAUUAUUAUCGUGAUUAUUUAGAUACAAUUAAACAAAAAAUACAAAUCGAUUAUGAACAAAUGGCUAAAGAACAACAAAUGGAUAUUGAAAUACAAUUGAAAACAAGAAUAAAAGAAAUUCAAGAAAAAAUUCAUAUGGGUUUACCGAUUGAUGAAAAUGAUGAACGACGACGUCGUGAAGAAACUCAACGUUUUGAAAGUCGCCUUGAUGAAAGUACAAAAGAGAAUGAGCGUCUACAAAAUGAUUAUCGAAUAUUGUCUGAAGAAAUUCAACUUAAACGACGGACUUUACAAGAUCUCGAAACUGAAUUAAGAAAUAAAGCAAGAAAACAUGCUGAACAACAUGCGCAUCUUGAGUAUGAUACUGAUUUGACACGUACAGAAUAUUAUGCAUUAAAAGAUGAAUUGGAUAAACUAGCUUACACACUUCGAUUCAGUGUUGAAGAAGAAUUGAAGAUUUAUGAAGCUUUAUUAAAUUCAUUGCAGAGAAAAAACGAAGAACAUUCAGCAAUUGAUAAUUCAAAAACAUAUCGAUCAUCAGAAUUAUUAACAGAAGCGACAACAACAACAACAACAACAAAGAAAACUAUCAAAGAAAAAACUGAUAAUACAAUUCCUAUUAUUAAAAUAAAUGAAGUAGAAAAACCAAGCAAUAAUUGGACUUAUGAAACUGUUUCUUCAGGUACAGCAUCAUUAGCGCCUAGUGAAAGUACAGAUCGUGAUCAAUCAACUGAAAGAACCAUUAUUCCAACACGCGUAGAUAAUAAUCGAUAUGAUUUACAACAAAAUUUGCUUGAUCAAAAUCGAACAACAACAAUCAAGACACGAACAACACGUCGUUUUGGUCAUGCUGACACUGGACAGCAAGCAACAGGCACUAGUGGCAAUCGAAGAGAAGAAGUCGCAACAGCUUAUGUACCUGAAAUUGAUGAAAAAUUUUUGCAAAGUAAAGUUCAUAUUACACGAAAAUAUAAAGGAAACAUUCUUAUUAAAUUUGUUGAUGUCAAUGGCUGUUUUGUUGAAAUAGAAAAUACUAGUAAUCAACCACGAGAUUUAACUGGUUGGUAUAUUGAACGAACAGUAGAUGGUCAUCGUAUCGAUUAUACAUUUCCUGUUUAUGAACUUGGUCCACAGGCAACUGUACGCAUUUAUGGAAACUAUCAUCGAAAAUCAUCAUCAUCAGUUAGUGGUUCUGAUCAUCGUUUUCAAUUGAUUGCACCAAAUAUUUAUGAUUGGGGUAAUGGAAAAGAAAUGCGUACAGAAUUAUUUAAUCGCGAUGAUGUUGGCAAAGCAUUAUUUGAACAAACAAUAAAAGAUUAA
Rotaria socialis is the source of this 2049-nucleotide messenger RNA. The record is from the annotation of a GenBank genome assembly. Lineage: Eukaryota; Metazoa; Rotifera; Eurotatoria; Philodinida; Philodinidae.